This is a messenger RNA of Haliotis rufescens (red abalone), 524 nucleotides long. Its product is annotated as putative ATP synthase subunit f, mitochondrial. Lineage: Eukaryota; Metazoa; Mollusca; Gastropoda; Lepetellida; Haliotidae. The transcript has 4 exons. The record is from RefSeq and is a predicted model, not a curated record. The coding region runs from base 61 to 384 and encodes 107 amino acids. Gene Ontology annotation, molecular function: proton-transporting ATP synthase activity, rotational mechanism. Gene Ontology annotation, biological process: proton motive force-driven mitochondrial ATP synthesis.
GUGAACUACUUUCAUGGUUAACGCACCGGUAUUGUAUUCUUACAUCCAUACACAACCAAGAUGGGGGCUGGCGAGUAUCCACCGGAGUACAAUCCAAGAGUACAUGGGCCUUAUGUCCCUGGUCGCUUCUACGGGAAAAAGGAUAUACCUCUUGGGGAUGUAAAGCUUGGAGAGGUUGGAUCAUGGAUCUCCCGUCGCAGCUUCAGCCCACAAGGAAUGUUUGCUGCCCUAAGCAGAGCUAACUGGCGCUGGGCUGAGAAGUACUUGCUUGUCAAGAGGGGUUCCGUGGCCCCAUUGGUGCAAGUCUGUGUAGGGUUGUCUGUUUUCUACUACUUUCUACAGUACAGAGGCCACACAAAUCACCGCCACACCAAGUACCAUUAACUUCAAAUGGCCCUAGCCCCAUUGUGUGUUGAGAGGAUAUACUUGUAGCAGCCAUGUUGGACAACAGUUCAUUAUUUCGGAUGGCCUCAGUGUUAUACAGUUGACCAAAUGUAACUAUAAAAAAUAAAUUUAAACUUUGA